Exophiala bonariae is the source of this 2352-nucleotide messenger RNA. RefSeq lists its product as uncharacterized. The coding region runs from base 1 to 2352 and encodes 783 amino acids. Gene Ontology annotation, cellular component: trans-Golgi network; lysosomal membrane; fungal-type vacuole membrane. NCBI's taxonomy places the organism in Eukaryota, Fungi, Ascomycota, Eurotiomycetes, Chaetothyriales, Herpotrichiellaceae. Gene Ontology annotation, biological process: phosphatidylinositol phosphate biosynthetic process; endosome organization; Golgi organization. Gene Ontology annotation, molecular function: 1-phosphatidylinositol 4-kinase activity. The record is from RefSeq and is a predicted model, not a curated record. The transcript has 2 exons.
AUGCCCUCCCGUCAGAGACCUGCUGCAUCCGGUUAUGCUCGCCUUGCGCAGGCUGAUGAAGAUGAUGGUCCAUUGACCGACGACUCCGGAGACGAAGACUAUGCUCAUGCACCACUCACCACCCGCUAUGCCUCCAUACAGCCCGCUCCACGAGAGGGCAUGCGCUCCGGUCCUUCUGCUCACCCCCGGAGAAAGCCAAAUAGAAGGACGAGAAGUAACUCCUCGGGAGUUGAUAUUAAGGCGAUCAAUGCAAGACUCGAACGAUGGGCAGAGGAAAUCGCUUCAAAGUUCAAGAUCAGUUCAGUCAGAGGAAAGACUCAAGAGGAGGAACAACUCGAGAUUCAUCACUCGGUUUUCCAGGCCCCUCCCGGGGUCCGCCCCUACACUGCUCAACAAAUUGCCGCCUAUUCUAAUGCGGAAUCGGACCGGAUGACAAAAUUCCAGUUCGACGAGGUCGUGGAAUCCGUUCGAGUGGCCAUAGAACUCGGAACUCAUCCCAAGAUGAUCUCGCAGGGCAGCUCAGGCAGUUACUUUGCGCGCAAUACCGAGGGAAAAGUCGUCGGAGUGUUCAAACCCAAAGAUGAAGAGCCAUACGCGUCGAGGAAUCCCAAAUGGACCAAAUGGAUACAUCGGAAUCUGUUUCCAUUCUUUUUCGGAAGAGCCUGUCUCAUCCCCAACUUAUCUUACGUCUCUGAAGCUGCGGCUUAUGUGCUGGAUUGCCAACUCCGAACGAACUUGGUACCUUACACAGACAUCGUCUGGUUAUCUUCGAAAUCCUUCUACUACGACUUCUGGGAACGACGGAGUAAUUGGCGAGGCAAGAAGAGCUUGCCUGCAAAAGUCGGCAGUCUUCAGGUCUUCUUGAAGGGGUUCAAAGAUGCAAAUAUAUUUCUGAGGGAAAAUCCAUGGCCUGACCAACAGACAAGACUUCCAACAGAGAUGGAACAUAAGCGGAAAAGGAGGCCGUUGACCAACUGUAUCCCUGGAGGUGCUCAGUCGGAAGACGAGGACGAAGUUCCGCGAGUGGCAUCACCCAUGCCACAGGAACACGCACCCAAGUUUCAUUGGACGCCAACAAUAAAGCAAGCCUUCCGCGAGGAGCUCGAAAAACUUGUCAUAUUAGAUUAUAUCAUGCGGAAUACCGAUCGAGGUCUCGACAACUGGAUGAUCAAGAUUGAUUAUAAAACAGAAGAGGUAUCAAUUGUGGCAGAACCACCAAAAACCAACGGUUCAAUGCAACCUGGGGACAAUACGCUUCGACCGGUAUCAGUCAGCCCAAGACCAGAGUCAAAUACUUCACGACCCUAUCGGAGGUACGAAGCAAUGGAGAGCCGUUCAGGAACACCUUCAAAUGCACAUGACCAACCUCAACCUUCAAUAUCUCUGGGGGCCAUUGACAACAGUUUGUCGUGGCCUUGGAAGCAUCCGGAUGCUUGGCGUAGUUUCCCGUUUGGAUGGCUUUUCCUUCCAGUCUCUUUAAUUGGGCAACCCUUUUCGAAGAAGACACGUGAUCAUUUCCUACCUUUACUUACAUCGACCGCAUGGUGGAGUGAGACUCAAAUGGCCUUAAGAAGAGUGUUUGCUCAGGAUGCCGAUUUCAAGGAAAGCAUGUUCGCACGUCAGAUCGCUGUCAUGAAAGGUCAGGCGUGGAAUGUCGUUGAAACACUCAAACAAGAGGACCAUGGGCCUCUCGAACUCACCCGUCGGACCCGAGUAUGUGUCUGGGACGAUCUUGUCGACGUCCCAGUGGCAAUCCCGAUGCGUGUGCCAUCAGGAGAGACGAGUAGGAGGAAAACCCAAGUCGACCAUGAAGAAGAAGAAAUGGACAUUGGAGCAUCAUAUGCGUCCGCACCACCGGGUCGACACGCACCCGCACACGAUCUCCUCGGCUCACCCACAAAUGAACUCCCCAAUCCCAACCGCUUCGACCUCACCCGCGAAGACGUCGCCGGUGACAUAUCCCACAUUCCCGACGAAGGGCCCAGCAGUCCUCUUCAGCCAAGCAACAAUCCCUUUGACGCGCGAGAAGCACGCAAUUCCCUCGGCAACAGCGCCACACUACCCACACGACCGAACCCUAAGAAUCGCUCCCGCUUCAGCUUCGAGUUCCCACGCCAGAGCGGCCUCAAAGCUAAUACCCUCACUGGUCUUGGAGGUGGCAAUAGCGUCAAGAGACAACGAUCCCUGUCGACACGCAGCGGCAAACAACCACAAUUUCUCUACGAGGGCGACGACCUCGAAGGCGAUCUGGGCUACGCGGCUGCAAGCGAUAUGGAGCAGAACAAACGCAAAGUCAUCGUCGAGAGGCUGGAAACCGUCAAGAGCAAGAAGCCGGUCUUCACUUGGUGUUAA